AUGCUUACCGUGGCUGUCGAAGGGUGCUGCCAUGGUCAAUUAAACGCCAUAUACAAGUCGCUUCCGGCGGUUGUGGAUCUUCUGAUAAUCUGUGGGGAUUUCCAGAGCGUGCGCAACGCCGCCGACCUGAAAUGUCUGGCCGUUCCGCAGAAGUAUCGGCAAAUGGGCGAUUUCCAGGACUACUAUACGGGACGUCGAAAAGCGCCCGUGAUGACGAUUUUUGUCGGAGGCAACCAUGAAGCGUCAAACUAUCUCACUGAGCUGAAACAUGGUGGGUUCGUGGCCCCCAAUAUUUACUACCUUGGACAGUCUGGUGUGGUUUGGUAUAAAGGACUCAGAAUAGCAGGAAUCUCAGGCAUCUACAACGAGCCUCAUUUCUACACCGCGCGCACAGAAACACUACCGUACGAUCGGUCGACGAUUCGCUCGGUUUACCACUAUAGACACAGCAAUCUGCUGCCAUUGCAACUUCUUCGACCUUCAAAUGAAACAAUAAUGAUCUCGCAUGACUGGCCCGAGGGAAUCUACGACUACGGACUGAAGGACCAGUUGUUGAAAAAUAAACCGUUUUUCAAGACCGACAUCGAACGGCGAUGUUUGGGCUCGCCGCCGCUGAUGGGACUUCUGCGACAUCUGCGGCCCAGAUACUGGUUUAGUGCACACUUACAUACCAAGUUCGAGGCCAAUGUUCCAUGGAAGUCCGCACGACCAGAGGAAAAACUCAACGUGCAGGAAAUAGAUUUGGAUCUGGAAUUGACACCUUCUUCCACCGACAGUCUUCCGACCCGGUUUCUGGCCCUAGAUAAAUGUUUACCACGGAGAAAGUACCUGGAGAUCCUGCGACUGGCUCAGACAGAAAUGCCGGCCAAUCUAAAGGGACUGAAGUUUUCCUAUGAUCCAGAAUACAUCAGCAUCAUACAAACUGUCUCCAAGUACCAGGACCAGUUGGAAACAGAGCCGUCGGACGAGCUGGUCUCGGAGAUUCUAGAGAAAUGUCAAGAGCGGCGCGAGCAGCUCGAAAGCCUCGACCCGAAGGAGUAUCGCAAGCUCAUGAACAUCGAUGUGGAGUUCGUGCGUACUGCUCCAGCAAAAGAGUCGACCGUUCAAGAGUACAUUAAUCCCCAGACUGUGCGAUUUACUGAAAAAUUUCUUGCACAGCCGUUGAAAUAA
Messenger RNA from Ogataea philodendri, 1170 nucleotides. RefSeq lists its product as uncharacterized. The transcript has a single exon. The coding region runs from base 1 to 1170 and encodes 389 amino acids. Gene Ontology annotation, cellular component: nucleus. Gene Ontology annotation, biological process: mRNA splicing, via spliceosome. The record is from RefSeq and is a predicted model, not a curated record. Gene Ontology annotation, molecular function: RNA lariat debranching enzyme activity. Lineage: Eukaryota; Fungi; Ascomycota; Pichiomycetes; Pichiales; Pichiaceae.